UCGAACAGACGUCCUUUGAUUUUACUGUGCGCUGUUUUUUUUCGCACUUGAAUUUUCUACAUCCCGUUUUUUAGAGAAAAUGAAAUUGUUCCUUCUAUUCAUCACCAUCAGUACAGUGCUUCCGAGUUUGGCAGAAGGAGCAUGUGUGUGUCCGGCUACUAGAAAAGUGAAAGACUCCAAUUGCACAACGGCUGAUGGAAUUCAUGCGAUUAAUUGUUUUUUGCGACUGGCGGACUACGUCGAAAAAAUGUAUGAGCUUGACAUGACUGAUAAGACCGAAGUUAAUGAGUUUGAAAAGUCUUGCACCUCUCUCACCUCUUGCCUGGAGACCAUACAAUGUGGCCUGGAAACCCAGUCCGACAAGAAAAAUGUCAAAAUGAUUAAAAACUAUUGUGAAGCAGUUGUCUAUGAUUCCAAAGAUUUUGCUGAGUGCUCCGAAAAACUUGAGAACGAGAAUUCCAUCUGCUACAAUAAUUGGAACCCCAAAAAUAUAUUCUAGAGAGAUUCUUUUUUUUCAGCAUUUCGUUGGAAUCAGCAACAUCAUAAUGAACUGCGACUUCAGCAAUAUUCAGAAAAAAUUGCCGCCAAUUGUGAUUUGAAUCUUGAAUUUAUAAAUUGAUUAUAUUAAUAAAAUUUGAACAUCUUGAAAGAUUCUUAA
This is a messenger RNA of Caenorhabditis elegans, 658 nucleotides long. RefSeq names its product T20D4.11-like domain-containing protein (gene T20D4.19). The record is from RefSeq and is marked reviewed. NCBI's taxonomy places the organism in Eukaryota, Metazoa, Nematoda, Chromadorea, Rhabditida, Rhabditidae. The transcript is spliced from 3 exons. The coding region runs from base 80 to 499 and encodes 139 amino acids.